Messenger RNA from Sceloporus undulatus (fence lizard), 1810 nucleotides. RefSeq names its product ornithine decarboxylase antizyme 2 (gene OAZ2). NCBI's taxonomy places the organism in Eukaryota, Metazoa, Chordata, Lepidosauria, Squamata, Phrynosomatidae. Gene Ontology annotation, molecular function: ornithine decarboxylase inhibitor activity. Gene Ontology annotation, biological process: positive regulation of protein catabolic process. The record is from RefSeq and is a predicted model, not a curated record. Gene Ontology annotation, cellular component: cytoplasm; nucleus.
CGGCGGCGUCAGUCAGGCCAAUCAGUCCGAGCUGAGCGCUCGCGGAGAGAGGAGCUGCUGCGCCGAGGCCAGAGAGCGAGCGCCUCCUCCUCCUCCUCUUCCUUCUCCCGAACCCCCGUCCGUCCUGCAGAGCCCCGAGGAUGAUAAACACCCAGGACAGUAGUAUUUUGCCUUUGAGUAACUGCCCCCAACUACAGUGCUGCAGGCACAUUGUCCCAGGGCCUCUGUGGUGCUCCGAUGCCCCUCACCCACUGUCGAAGAUCCCCGGUGGGCGAGGGGUUGGCAGGGAUCCUUCUCUCUCAGCUUUGAUAUAUAAGGAUGAGAAGCUCACUGUUAACCAAGAUCUUCCAGUGCAUGAUGGGAAGCCACAUAUUGUCCACUUCCAGUACAAAGUUACGGAAGUAAAGAUUUCCUCCUGGGAUGCAGUGCUGUCCAAUCAAAGUCUUUUUGUGGAAAUCCCUGAUGGUUUAUUAGCUGAUGGGAGUAAAGAAGGGUUGUUAGCACUGUUGGAAUUUGCUGAAGAGAAGAUGAAAGCAAAUUAUGUCUUUAUUUGCUUCCGAAAAAGCAGAGAAGACAGAGCUCCUUUACUGAAGACGUUCAGUUUUUUGGGCUUUGAAAUUGUGAGACCUGGCCAUCCCUGUGUCCCAUCACAACCAGAUGUGUUGUUCAUGGUGUAUCCCCUGGAUCAGGUUUCUUCUGAUGAUGAUUAGACCUAGUGCAGCACUUCAGUGGGACCCAGACAUGCUUCAGAGCCAAGAGGGGGCUAAAACUCUUCUGAGGAAAGGAAAAACAAAAUUCUUCUGGACUGAAACUGCAUUUCUUAUUGUUAGAGUGACCUGUAUAUCUUCUGAGUUGACUUUUCCAUUGAAAUGUGUUACCUAGCGAAUAAUAUAAAGUCUGCACGUGUAAUCACACAAUAGUAAAUGGAAGGUAAAUGGAGCCCUUUCAUACAGCUCUGUGGUCUGCUGGUUAGCCUAGUAGAGACAUACUGUCCAGCCAUACAUUGGGCAAGGAGCCUGCAGGUGAAGAGAGGGGCAAGCCUCAUUAAUAUUGGGCUUUCUGUUCAUUUUAUUAUUUGGCUUUCAUUUUCAAUAACACUGUAUUUAUAUGUUCACUCAGUCUCUUAAACAAAGGGCAAGUGUAGAGCUGUGAGGGAAGUUAACAUGUUAGCAAACCAUAUGUGGCACAACCACGGUAACCAACAAGGUGGGUUUCUGAAAAGCUUUCUGCUCUUUCAGCUGUUUUCUUAGGUCAUUAACAACACUGGCUUAUUAGUACAAGCUUUCAAUAAACAGGGCUAAUCAAACACAUGAAGCUGGCCCUCAUUUUGCAAGAAUGAGCUGCAUAAGUCUCCUUUCAGGGAUUGAGGUAGUUAAUUGUUCUCUCCCUGCAUUAUGUUGUUUGGGUAUAAACAUUAAGGGAAGUGUUUAGAUGAAUGAGCACAAUGCAAGAGGGAAAAGAAACAAGUUCACAAAACUAGCCCCGCAAAAGGGAAGAGCCCUGUGCCUACAGCUUGGAUAGAGGCCCAUGCAGCUGAUGGAUUCCAGAAUGUUUAUAGGCAACCUGAUAUGAUGCUUUGCUGUUCUUAGUCUUAAAUCCUAUGCUGUCUCACUGUGAAAUAAGCCCCAUGAUGCAAAGAGCAGGCUGUUUCAGAAACUCUUCCUAAAAGUAAGUAGUUCAUGUGGUUGAAACUUUGUCUCCUCCUUCUCUGAAUAGCCUUGUUUUGGAUAUUAGAUGACAGCUAUCAUGCUUAUCUUUCUUUUGAACAGUCAGUUCCUUCAAACUUCACAAUAUACAAUUCGAACACUUC